ACGAUGCCAUAAUAUAACCGCUGCAGGCCGCAGGGACACUGCCAAUUGUGCGUCCUCUCUCUCUACGCUCUGCAAAAAGCUUACACCCUCACCAUUUCCAUUACUACUCUGCUUCUGCUCCCUCCAUUCCACUCCGCCGCUCCCCUCCCCUUUCUUCCACCCUCUUUUCCCACUACUCACUUUUGCCUUCCAUGGACGCCUUCAGCUUGCUCAAGUACUGGCGCGGCGGCCACGCUACCACCGUCGUCGAGAGCGCCACCACCACCCAGACUGCAACAGUUGUUACUGCCACGACCGGCGACGACGACGACGACGAACCCUUCUUUGACUUGGAAUUCACGGUGCCCAACAAGGAGAAACAAAGAGAGCACGAAGACGGCGACUGCACGAACUGUAACAACGACGUGGAUGGAGAAGAGCCGGAAGCAACGGACAGCGAGAACGAGAGCGAGUUGAAGCUCACGUUCUCGUUCGGUUCGCGCUCUCCUUCCGAUGAUCUCUUCUUCAAGGGUCGGCUCGUGCCCGUCGAGCCUUCGCCGGCGGCUUCGAACGGCUCGGAACCGGACUGGAAAUCGCCGUUCUCUUUGUCGAAACCGGCGACGAAGCUUCGAGUCAUGAUGCUGAAGCUGAAGAAAUCGACGACGGGAAAGGAAAAACCGGAAGAGGCUGAACGGCCGGAGGAGAGACAGAAGAAGAGCAAGUUCUUGAAGGUGAAAUUGAAGGUUGAAGAAGCGAAGAUUGCGUCUCUGUUCACGAGAAACAACAAUGCCGAGAAGAAGCCACAGGGCAAGACGGAAUCGGCUUCCGACGAGAAGCUGAGUUUGAAGUACUUGAAGAUGGUAAAACCUCUCUACAUCCGAGUCUCGAAGCGAUACGGCGAGAAGAUAAGCUUGGGAUCGACAAAAUCUGGACCGUCUCAGCCGCUUAACUCGCCGUCGGCGGCGAAGGCCGAGACUGAACCGACGAACGUGGAUGAACGUUCCGGCAACGUGAAGUGCCAGAAACAGGGGAAUAUUCCGGCAGGGCUGAGAGUGGUCUGCAAGCAUUUGGGGAAAAGCCGAUCGGCGUCGGCGGCGGCGGCGGCAGGUUCUGGUUCAAUUUCGGCGAACCGGCGGGACGACUCGUUUUUGGAGCAACAGGAUGGGAUUCAAAGCGCCAUUUUGCACUGCAAGAGAUCGUUCAACUCAUCCAGUGCAGAGUUGGAGUCGUCUCUUCUGCCGAGAUCAGCCAGCGACCCAUCGCCAGAGAUAUCAAAGAACCUGCCGGAAAAUUGCCCGGAGAAGCAGAAAGAUAGUGGGAUUUGAGCAGAAAAGAGGGGAAAAGCGUUCAAAAGGGGGGCUGAUGGAAUCAUCUUUCCGUUAUCUUUUGGUAUGUUUUUGACCAUUACAGUGUCCAACAGUGGAAAAAUGAGAUCCCACUUGAAGGCUUUCCUCUGUAAAUUCAUGAAAAGAGAUUUCAAAGGUAGAGAGAGAGAGAGAGAGAGAGAGAGAGAGAUGGCAGCAGCAAAUAGCAAUGGCGUUCAGGAGCUGGUGACAAUGACCCGUGCAGAUGGAACCAACCUCACUCACUAUCGUCUUUUGGUAGAAAAAGGGUUCCAUAUUUUUUCUCUUUGGAGGGUAAUCAGAUCUUUAUGAAUCUACAAAAUCAGGGGUCAGUGGUCAGUGCCAGUACUUUGAAGUCUAAGAAUAAUAUAGCACUGUGUUAUGGGGGGAGGGGAGUGGAGUGGCUGUGUGUGUGUGUGUGCAUUGCAGCAGGUUCAAGCUUUGUUGUAUCUAUAUCUUAUCUUUAUAUGUAGAUGUUAAUGAUAAUGAAUGAUGAGUGUGGGUGGCUUUUUGUCACUCUCAAGCUUGCCAAAACCAAUC
Diospyros lotus (date-plum) is the source of this 1862-nucleotide messenger RNA. RefSeq names its product probable membrane-associated kinase regulator 2. NCBI's taxonomy places the organism in Eukaryota, Viridiplantae, Streptophyta, Magnoliopsida, Ericales, Ebenaceae. Gene Ontology annotation, cellular component: plasma membrane. Bases 192 to 1304 code for a protein of 370 amino acids. The transcript has 2 exons. The record is from RefSeq and is a predicted model, not a curated record.